AUGCUUGUCAAGGGUGACUAUGACGCAGUCUCUUCGUUGGAGAAGCGCGACGAUAGACUGGAGCCUCUUGUGUUGCCUGACUGCCCGGCUCUAAGCAAUAUCAGCCCUAUGAUAAGCCGCAGCAAAAAUCCUACGUCCGAUAUUUGUAUUCUUGCUUCCGAUUUGAACCUAAGAAAUACCCGUAGGGACGCAAGCAACACCAGAGCCAGGAUGGCUUGCUUCGUUAUCAGAGGAUGCUGGAAUUACUCCGCCGACUCCCUAGGUUUACAGGUCAGUAGCCACAAGAGAUUUCAUGCCUUGACAACGGCUGACUGGCGUGAAAUGUUCACCAGUUCGCAGGAGAUGGACAUCAACGAGGACGCAUACCCGAUCAAAGAAGACUGGAUUACUCCUCUGUUUUAG
Messenger RNA from Colletotrichum navitas, 402 nucleotides. RefSeq lists its product as uncharacterized. The transcript is spliced from 2 exons. The record is from RefSeq and is a predicted model, not a curated record. NCBI's taxonomy places the organism in Eukaryota, Fungi, Ascomycota, Sordariomycetes, Glomerellales, Glomerellaceae. Bases 1 to 402 code for a protein of 133 amino acids.